UUCAAGGAAGGAUUUGAGAGAUGAAACCUACAAGAGUUGGAGUUUUGCAUACCAAGAGCCUCGCCUUACAUGGGUCAAUCAACUUGGUCUCGGCAGGCUCCAGAGCAAGAGCAAUCAUCCACAAAACACGAAGGGGCUGCAGCAUAUACAGUUGGGAAAAUGGCUUUCUGACACCCAUGGGGAAAGAGAUAAUGAAAAAGAGCCUGGCAAUCCUCAGCAGCAUGUUCUUGCUGUUGGGCCCCUUAACAGCAUACCUUAUUUUAACCCUGAUAUGCUAGAGUCAUGGUCACCUGAAGCAGACAAUGAAACGGUAGAGAGAGCUGGACCUGGAGUCAUUCUGCCAAAGAAAGAGUGGGAUGAUAGCAUUGAUGCCACGAGAAGAGGAGUUGGGUUAACCAGGACUGCGGCUUUGGGAAUGGUGGGACCAAGUGUAGGACUUCUUGACAUUGGGGAGAUGGAGGAUUCAUACAUGUUUCGUGUAUCCCUCCCAGGGGUUGCAGCCAAUGAAAGGUUGUUCAGUUGUAAUAUCAAACCAGAUGGGAAUGUUUUCAUCAAGGGAGUAUCAACAACAGGUGAGGAAACUGUGUACAGAAACUCCCAACUUUUCAAAAUGAAAUCCCAGAAUCUCUGCCCUCCAGGGCCCUUCUCUAUCUCUUUCGAGCUACCGGGUCCAGUUGAUGAUCAACAAAUCUCUACUAGUUUUGAGAAUGGGGUUUUUGAAGCUAUGGUGAAGAAAAGAUGACCAACAAGUAUUGAAAGGAUCAAUGAAUGGGCCAGUAGGUAGGAUUCAAGAAAAUCCUUUUCUUCCACAGCUUUUGAAUCAGGAUUCCCUGUGUUCUUCUAUGAAUCCUCAACCUUCUCAAACCCCAUUCCCUCCCUUGACUGCCUAUUGUUCUUUAACAAGAAACAUUUAGGAGAAUGUUAUGAUCUUUCCCUUCUAUUGGUCUCAGAACGUGAUGAACUGAAAAUAAUACAUUCUGCUGUUGCAAACCUGCAUGUCAGAUGCCAUUGGUUUAUUGCACAAUUGGUUAGCAACCACCAGUAUAGGAUUAUUAUGGCAGAAUUGCAUUUGGAGUGAGCAUGUUUUUGGCAGUUCACCUAGCAUUCAUCUUAAUGGUUGUCUGUGAAACAUACCGAUUUUCUAAAGAACCUGCAGGGUCAGAGCCCAAACCCAGAUACGACCAAGUUGGGGAACCAAACACAGACCAAUCAUACAAGCUAUGUAUGCCAACUCUGAUCUAUGGGUUGCCAGCCAGAAAUCAUGCUCAGUAGGCUUUGCACCAUUAUAAAGUUUCAGGAGGUUAUGGAAUAUCUAAAGCUCAGUCAUCGGUCAUCUAUCCUCAAGAAAACUGAAAGAUGCUAUAAAGUGGAAAAUUCGCCUUCCUACAACUCAGCAAAUUAGCAUUUCUAGCCAACAUUAUAGUUACUGGUUCAAGCUUGAGCAGCAAGGUUUAUGACAAUGUGUUAGUUCAGCUACUCAUCGUCGUUUGUCUCUCUUCAUCACAAUUCCCUCAAGAAUCCCAUCAAUUCCAAAAUUACCAGAGAACUGUUGAGGAUCAACAGGACCAGGCAGCUGAAAAGAAAUGGAGAAGUGCCCUGAUGGACAAAGGUUCUGUGUUUGCAUUUCAAACACUUGGUUGCCUGCAUACACAGUUCUCUCCCCUGUCGUUGUCACACCCCUUAUCAAUACUUUCCCAUCGUUUUCAACUUCACAGCUAAAUUCCCCUGCAGUCAGGAAAUCAAUACUCAUAUCAAGCAGCAGCAGUAAAAAUCAGGUCAUUUCUUGAAAUCUUGAGAUGAACUGUGUGCAAAUGAAUGAAUUAGGUGAUUGAUAAAUUCUAUGUCCUAAUUCACAACUUACGUUCAUCCCUUUUCACCCCAGGAAGGGAUACACGAAAAAGAUACGAGUCCUCGCACUCCCCAAUAUCCAUGUGCCCAAUGGCUGGUCCUAUCUGCCCAACAGCAGCACUUCCAGUCAAUGCAAAUCCACCUCUUGUGGCAGCAACAAUGUUCUUCAACUCCUCCAUUGUUGGGUGAGAAGGGAGAAAGAUCUGAGCUGCUUCAACCCUAUCAGCAGCUGAGGUGUCUCCUUCUCUAGGCAAUAUAGUCAUACCACUGCUAACGGAUGUCACACAGUGACCCCGUUGUGGGGGAUCAUCUGCAUGUCUUUUUCUAUAAGAAUCAUGGCAAGACCUGGACGGAGGCUGCUGUCCAGUAGAUUCAGCUCUCUGCACUGACACAUUAUGCAAAGCUCCACCCACCCUGGAAAUGAGAGAUUCUUUAGUCUGAGAUGAUUCUUUAGUCUGAGAUGAGCCGAUCAUUGCAGUUGCAGAUGUAGUUGGAAAAUCUGCAAGAAAAAGUAGCAGCACUUCAGGGGAAAUUCAUGUGCAAAGUAGAAAGCAGAUUUCCACUUGAUACUCCCAAGAUAUGUAUGCAUUGACAGUUUAUCGUUUAAUUUUCAGAAGCACCCUACAAUCAAACUCCUUGGUAGAGGAUGCCCAAAGAGAUGUGAAACAUACUCCUAUGAGUAAUCAACAGAUCUUUUCCUGUCCUCGAA
Molecule: messenger RNA, 2557 nt
Organism: Vitis vinifera (wine grape)
Lineage: Eukaryota; Viridiplantae; Streptophyta; Magnoliopsida; Vitales; Vitaceae
Product: alpha-crystallin domain-containing protein 22.3
Exons: 3
Coding region: 272-742 (156 amino acids)
Cellular component (GO): nucleus
Source: RefSeq, a predicted model, not a curated record